Molecule: messenger RNA, 279 nt
Organism: Micromonas pusilla CCMP1545
Lineage: Eukaryota; Viridiplantae; Chlorophyta; Mamiellophyceae; Mamiellales; Mamiellaceae
Exons: 2
Biological process (GO): mRNA splicing, via spliceosome
Cellular component (GO): U4/U6 x U5 tri-snRNP complex; catalytic step 2 spliceosome; precatalytic spliceosome
Molecular function (GO): RNA binding
Source: RefSeq, a predicted model, not a curated record
CUGUUCUAUUCAUACUUUAAAACCCUAAUGGGCAAGCAGGUGACGGUUGAGCUGAAAAACGACCUUGCAAUCACUGGACUACUGCGAUCGGUUGACCAGUAUUUAAACAUUAAGUUGCAAGAAACUGUAGUUGUCGAUGAAGCGCGAUAUCCGCACAUGAGCUCAGUUCGCAGUUGUUUUAUUCGUGGUUCUGUCGUACGCUACGUGCAGCUGCCUCCAGACGCAGUUGAUGUGGACAUACUGCACGAUGCAACAAGACGAGAUGCCCGCGGUGCUUGA